AUGGAAUGGCAUCCUGAGGAGGAGCCAUUGCGGCAGUUGGCCAGGUUUUUAAAUGACUCCUUGAAUGCCUAUGAUCAUGUUGCUCAGAAACACGCCGAGCAGAUGCUUGUUCAAGCAACAUCAUCGCCCGAUUUUGUCAACUACCUUUCCUACCUCCUUUUUACGACGCAACCUCCUGCGACAAUUGGUUUCGAUGGCGACCAAUACAUUGUCGUGCGCGUAUCCGCCGCGAUGAACAUCAAGUCAAAGUUGCGGGUAGCAUAUGGAACUAUCUCAGAAAGCAGCUUAGGAUACCUGCGCUCUUCCCUUAUGAUCGCAUUGCAAGACCCCUCUGUUCAAGUGCGAAGGGCUUCAGGGACAGUGAUUGCCGAAAUGAUCAAACAAGGCGGCGUGCUAUCCUGGCCAACUUUGUUCGAGGAGCUUCUAUCCAUGGUCGCCAAUUCGGCCGGCUCUUUUCCAAUAACUACUCAAGAGUCGGCGAUGUCAGCCUUACAAAAAGUCUGUGAAGAUAACCGGAAGAUACUGGAUAAGGACUAUCAGGGCCAACGCCCAUUAAAUAUCAUUCUUCCAAAGCUAAUGGACUUCACCUCUAACCCAAGUUCGAAGGUGCGUUCUAUGGCAUUGUCGACCAUCCAAAUGUUUUUGUCCUCGAGGUCUGACGCUCUCAUGGGUGUCCUGGAUACAUUUCUUCACGAGCUAUUCAAACUCGCGAACGACCAUGAUACAGAUGUACGAAAGACGGUUUGCCAGGCAAUCGUGCAGCUCGUUGAUGUUGCUCCGGACAAAUUGGUUCCGCAUAUGGAGGGGUUGGUCAAUUACAUCAUUAUGCAGCAGAAUAAUCCAGAAGAUCCAGAACUUGCGUUGGAUGCCGCCGAAUUCUGGCUAACAGUCGGCGAGCAGAGACAACUGCAGCCAUCUUUAGUACCCUACCUUGGAAAAGUUGUUCCCGUAUUGCUUCAAAGUAUGAUAUAUGAUGAGGACGAUGCCAUCCUGUUGGCCGGAGAAGCUGACGACGCUGAAGUCGAGGACAAAGAGGAAGAUCUAAGACCGCAAUUUGCGAAGAACAAGGGUUCAAGAUUACCUAGCACUAAAACACCUGAACAGUCCAAUGGUGAUGGGCAGACUCCUGAGGAAGAUGGUGAACUUAGCGAUGGCGAAAUUGAUGAUGACUCUGAAUUUGGCGAGGAUGACCCCGAGAGCGAAUGGACCGUUCGAAAAUGUUCCGCUGCUGCUCUUGAUGUCUUCGCCACCGUUUACCAUCAGCCUGUCUUUGAGCUCAUAUUGCCCUACCUACGGGACAAUUUGAAGCACGCUAAAUGGACAAACAGAGAAGCUGCUGUUCUAGCUCUUGGGGCAAUUGCAGAUGGUUGCAUGGAUUCCGUUACGCCUCACCUAACUGAACUCGUACCAUACCUGAUUUCCCUUCUCUCCGACUCGGAACCUAUUGUUAGAAAGAUCACUUGCUGGUGUUUGGGAAGGUAUUCUGAAUGGGCAGCAAAUCUGGAACCAAACGAGAAAACCCAGUAUUUUGAACCGAUGAUGGAAGGCAUUCUUCACUGGAUGCUGGAUAACAAUAAGAAAGUUCAAGAGGCAGCCUCAUCCGCUUUCACUAGUUUAGAGGAGAAAUCGGGAGCUAAUCUAGUACCAUACUGCGAACCAAUUCUUCGCCAAUUCGUGUUAUGUUUCCAAAAAUAUAAGGAUCGAAAUAUAUAUGUGCUGUACGAUUGCGUGCAAACACUUGCCGAAUCAGUGGGGUCUGAAUUGGCCAAACCUCAUUUAGUCGAGAUUUUGAUGCCGGCGCUAAUCGGGAGGUGGAACAGAGUGUCUGACCAAUCUCGUGAACUAUUUCCUCUACUCGAAUGUCUAGGCUAUGUUGCCUCAGCCUACGAGGACGCCUUUUCACCGUUUGCCGCGCCAAUGUUCUCUAGAUCCAUCAAGAUCGUGUACGAAAAUAUUCAGGGGUACCUACACGCAGUCAACAAUAAAGCUCUUGAUGCGCCGGACAAGGAUUUUGUCACAACAAGCUUGGACCUUCUUAGUUCAAUAAUCCAGGCCAUUGAUCCACAGAAAAGCUGUGAACUUGUGGCAAAUUCCCAGCCGCCUUUCUUUGAACUGCUAUGCUACUGCCUGCAAGACCCUUAUUCUGAGGUUCGACUUUCGGCGUAUGCCUUGCUUGGUGAUUGUGCAAUGAAACUAUUCCCUCAACUUCAGCCGUUUCUUUCCACUAUUGUCCCAAAUUUAAUCAAGCAGCUUGAUUUGGAUUCGAUGCGAGAUGAUGAAGCUAUGAGCGGCCUCAGCGUGAUCAACAAUGCCUGUUGGGCGAGCGGAGAGCUUGCAUUAAGCGCAAAGGCCGACAUGGCACCCUAUCUGGAAGGUUUAUACCAGGCAUUUGUGAUUAUAAUGAGUAAUGAAGAAGUGCCUGAUUCGGUGAACGAAAAUGCUGCUAUUGCCCUUGGACGACUUGGCACUGGCUGCGCCGAACAACUUGCGCCGCACCUUGCCCAGUUUGCAGAGCUGUACCUUCGAUCCAUGUCCAAGGUAGAAGUUACGCGAGAGAAGUCUACAUCGAUUAUGGGAUUCAAUCAGAUCGUUCAACAAAACCCGAAAGCUAUGGAGGCUUGUCUUCCGACGUAUUUCCAUGCGAUUGCUCUAUUUCCAGCAAAAGCGUUGGCGCAGCCAGAGUUUAUGGGCUUGCAGCAGUCAUUUAAUCAGGUGCUACAAGGCUACAAAAGCUUAAUACCCAACUUCAACGCUUUCCUCUCGUCCCUACCGGUCCACGUCACCCGAAAACUCCAAUCAAUAUACCAGCUAUAG
Messenger RNA from Ophidiomyces ophidiicola, 2814 nucleotides. RefSeq lists its product as uncharacterized. Gene Ontology annotation, molecular function: nuclear import signal receptor activity; protein binding. NCBI's taxonomy places the organism in Eukaryota, Fungi, Ascomycota, Eurotiomycetes, Onygenales, Onygenaceae. The record is from RefSeq and is a predicted model, not a curated record. The transcript is spliced from 3 exons. Bases 1 to 2814 code for a protein of 937 amino acids. Gene Ontology annotation, biological process: protein import into nucleus. Gene Ontology annotation, cellular component: nucleus; cytoplasm.